This is a messenger RNA of Passer domesticus (house sparrow), 2831 nucleotides long. RefSeq names its product zinc finger protein 652 (gene ZNF652). Gene Ontology annotation, biological process: regulation of gene expression. Lineage: Eukaryota; Metazoa; Chordata; Aves; Passeriformes; Passeridae. The record is from RefSeq and is a predicted model, not a curated record. Gene Ontology annotation, cellular component: nucleus. The coding region runs from base 416 to 2188 and encodes 590 amino acids. The transcript is spliced from 6 exons.
GGCAGCGGGAGCCGCGUCCGCCCGCCCGCGGCGGCAGCGCCUGGGCCUGAGCGCCGGCCCCGGGCCGAGGCGGCGGCGGCGGCGGCCACCGGAGCGCGGGGGCCGAGCGCAGGGGCCGGAGCGAAGGCGCGGAGGGAGGGCCCCGGCCGCCCUGCCCUCCGCCCUCCGCCGCCGCGCCCGCCCGCGCCCCCCGCCCCGCGCCGCCCGGCAUGGACGGCGGCGGGGGCGGCCCCGAGGGCACCGGCCUGGAUAAAAUGCUCGAGGGCUCCGCUUGCUGCCGAGGAUCCCUCCCCGCCCUGCCCCUGCCGUGAUCCCGACCCCCGCCAGGACCCCCGACCCCGCCGGGCUCCGAUGGAAGAGGCGCCGGGCCGGAGCAGCCCCCCCGGGACGGAGGGCGCCCCAUGAGCCCCCCCAGAUGAGCCACGCAGCCAAGGGGGAGCCCCCCGGGGCCGGCAUGGCGCAGGAGGGGCCGCCCGCCUUCUACCCCAGCCAGGAGCUCGACCUGUCCACCAAGGUGUACAAGAGGGAGUCAGGGAGCCCCUUCUCGGUGCUGGUGGACAGCAAAGGGAGCAAGGGCCACCUCCACGAGAGGGAGGAGCAGCCGUUUUUCAGGGAGAGCAGAGCGGUAGGAGAGGUCCGGGCUGUGAAAGAAGACAGGGAAAACUCUGACGACUCUGAGGAGGAGGAAGAGGAGGAAGAUGAAGUGACUUACAAAAGGGAGCAGAUUAUAGUGGAGGUAAACCUUAACAACCAAACCUUAAAUGUGUCCAAAGGGGAGAAGGGUGUCCCCUCCCAGUCCAAAGAGACUGCUGUCCUUAAGAGCAGCAGUGAGGAAGAGGAGGGUGACAGUGGGGAAGAGGCCACGGAAGACAGUAAUGAUUAUGAGGAGAAUGAGAGGCAGAAGAAAAAGGAGAAAAGAGUGGAGAAGGUUAGUGUUGGCCAGAGGAGAAGCAGGAGAGCCGCCUCUGCCGCGGCCGCCGCCGCCUCGCCGGCGCCCCGAGCCACGCGGGGCCGCAGGAAGAGCGCGGAGCCCCCCAAGCGUAAGAAGAAAGCUGCAAAGGAGCCCAAGGCACCUGUGCAGAAAGCAAAGUGUGAAGAGAAGGAGACUCUGACCUGUGAGAAGUGCCCCAGGGUGUUUAACACACGCUGGUACCUGGAGAAGCACAUGAACGUCACCCACAGGCGGAUGCAGAUCUGCGACAAAUGUGGGAAGAAAUUUGUGCUAGAGAGUGAGCUGUCCCUCCACCAGCAAACUGACUGUGAAAAAAACAUCCAGUGCGUGUCCUGCAACAAAUCCUUCAAGAAGCUCUGGUCGCUGCAUGAGCACAUCAAGAUCGUGCACGGCUACGCCGAGAAGAAAUUCUCCUGCGAGAUCUGCGAGAAGAAGUUCUACACCAUGGCCCACGUGCGCAAACACAUGGUUGCCCACACCAAGGACAUGCCCUUCACCUGCGAGACCUGCGGCAAGUCCUUCAAGCGCAGCAUGUCCCUCAAGGUGCACUCCCUGCAGCACUCGGGGGAAAAGCCCUUCCGCUGCGAGAACUGCGACGAGAGGUUCCAGUACAAGUACCAGCUGCGCUCGCACAUGAGCAUCCACAUCGGGCACAAGCAGUUCAUGUGCCAGUGGUGUGGCAAGGACUUCAACAUGAAGCAGUACUUCGACGAGCACAUGAAAACCCACACUGGAGAGAAGCCCUUCAUCUGCGAGAUCUGCGGCAAGAGCUUCACCAGCCGGCCCAACAUGAAGCGGCACCGGCGCACGCACACGGGCGAGAAGCCGUACCCGUGCGACGUGUGCGGGCAGCGCUUCCGCUUCUCCAACAUGCUCAAGGCGCACAAGGAGAAGUGUUUCCGUGUGACCAGCCCCGGCACCAGCCCCGGCCCCGGCCCCGCCGGCCCCGCGCUGCUGCCCGCGCCCUGCCCGGCCCCCGCGGCCGCCGCGCUGGGGCUGGGCCCGGCCCCGCGCCCCGUCCCGCACCCCUACGGCGCCCUGGCCCUGCCGCCCCACGGGCACCACCCCCACGGGCACCACCCCCAGCACCUGCCCGUGCCCCCCGUGCCCCACCUGCCGCCGCCCCCCGCCCUGUUCAAGAGCGAGCCCCUGAACCACCGCGGGCACGGCCACGGGCACGGCGGCGACGGCUUCCUGCGGCACCUGGACAAGGGCAGCCCGGCACAGCCGCACUGACACCGGCCGGCAGCCAGCUCUGCCAGCUGGGAUCCAGGUUUGGGAUUGGGCUGGGAGCUGGGAUGGGAGCUGGGAUGGGAUGGGGCUGCUGUGAGCACAGGCACAGCCGUGGAUUCCUGCGGCACCUGGACAUGGGCAGGCUGGCACAGCCGCACUGACACCGGCCGGCAGCCAGCUCUGGGAGCUGGGAUCCAGGUUUGGGAGCUGGGAUCCAGGUUUGGGAUUGGGCUGGGAGCUGGGAUGGGAGCUGAGAUGGGGUCUGAGAUGGGAUUGGGCUGCUGUGAGCACGGGCACAGCCGUGGAUUCCAGUGGCACCUGGACACGGGCAGGCUGGCACAGCCGCACUGACACCGGCUGGGGUCAGGGGCCUGGGAUCCAGGAUCCAGCCCUGGGAUCCAGGAUCCAGCCCUGGGAUCCACUCUGGCUCUGGGCUCUGAUCCAGCCCUGGGAUCUGAUCCAGCCCUGGGAUCUGAUCCAGCUCUGGGAUCCACUCUGGCUCUGGGAUCUGAUCCAGCUCUGGGAUCCAGGAUCCAGCCCUGGGAUCUGAUCCAGCCCUGGGAUCCAGCUCUGGGAUCCAGCUCUGGGAUCCACCCUGGCUCUGGGAUCUGAUCCAGCCCUGGGAUCCAGCCCUGGGAUCUGAUCC